AUGGAAAGCAAGAAGUGGCAGCCAAAAAAAACAGGCGGUAUGAGUAGUACCGAGUUCCGAAAAUAUGGCAAAGAAGUAGUUGACUACAUCGCGGAUUAUAUUGAAAAUAUACAAAAGAGACGUGUGGUACCAGCAAUCGAACCCGGAUAUCUACGUAAUCUGUUACCCAAUAUGGCACCUCAACAUGCGGAAGCAUUCGAGGACGUUAUUAGUGAUUUCGACAGAUAUAUUAUGCCUGGGAUUACUCACUGGCAACACCCUCGAUUUCAUGCUUACUUUCCGGCUGGAAAUGCCUUUCCGAAUCUUUUGGCUGAUAUGAUUUCAGAUGCCAUCGGUGCAGUUGGCUUUUCCUGGGCGGCGUGUCCUGCGAUGACAGAGCUAGAAAUAAUCAUGUUGGAUUGGUUUGGUCGAAUGAUCGGUUUGCCAGAUGCUUUUUUGCCAUUUACCGAAAACGGAAAAGGUGGCGGUGUCAUACAGGGUUCCGCAAGUGAAUGCAAUUUUGUUUCGUUACUAGCAGCACGAUUUGAAGUGCUUAAAGAGCUUAGGCAACGUUUUCCGUUUGUGGAAGAAGGACUUUUACUGUCAAAAUUAGUCGCAUACUGUUCUAAAGAAGCUCAUUCAUCAGUCGAGAAAGCUUGCAUGAUCGGGAUGGUCAAGUUGAAAAUUUUGGAUACUGAUGCAAAGUUUCGUUUACGCGGCAAAACACUACGUUUAGCGAUAGAGGAAGAUCGUAAUCUUGGCUUAAUACCAUUUUUCGUUUCUACUACUCUUGGCACAACAUCUUGCUGCUCGUUCGAUGUUCUCUCCGAAAUUGGUCCUGUCUGUCAUGAAAAUGAUUUAUGGUUACACGUAGAUGGAGCAUAUGGUGGAAGUGCGAUGAUCUGUCCAGAAUUCCGGCCACUGAUGGAAGGAAUCGAAUAUGCAAUGAGUUUUAACACCAAUCCCAAUAAAUUCAUGCUCAUCAAUUUCGAUUGUUCCACAAUGUGGGUAAAAGAUCGCUACAAACUGACGCAAGCGCUAGUUGUUGAUCCACUUUAUUUGCAACACAGUUGGACAGACAAAGCAAUCGAUUACCGUCACUGGAGUAUACCACUCAGUCGUCGUUUCCGAUCAUUGAAACUGUGGUUUGUAAUUCGAGUUUAUGGUGUGGAAGGAUUGCAAAGUUAUAUCCGCAGACACUGUCGUUUGGCAAAAUUAUUUGAACAACUCAUACGAGCAGAUAAUAUUUUUGAAAUUGUUGGUGAUGUAAUUCUUGGUUUAGUUUGUUUUCGUAUGGUUGCUUCCGAAGAAAUGAAUCAAGCACUCCUCACCAAGUUGAAUUCUUCUGGCCGUAUUCACAUGGUACCAGCAUCGUUAAAUGGACGUUUCGUGAUUCGUUUCUGUGUUUGUGCAGAACAUGCCACUGAGAAAGAUAUUCAAAUUGCUUAUGAUUUCAUUUCACAAACAGCCCGACAUAUCUACCAAGAUUCGGUUUCAUGCCCACUUGCUGAGGAUGAAGAACUGGAAACCGCGGAAGAGAAAGAAGAGUGUAUCGAACAGAUAAGUCUUUUAGCUUUCUUUUUCAAAAAUAAGAAAAAGGAAAAAGCUUUCGCAUUAUUCGUUAUUUAUCACAUUUAUAAAAAACAAUUUUAA
Molecule: messenger RNA, 1632 nt
Organism: Brugia pahangi
Lineage: Eukaryota; Metazoa; Nematoda; Chromadorea; Rhabditida; Onchocercidae
Source: the annotation of a GenBank genome assembly